UGGAGGUCGGCGCCCCCUGCUGCCCGCCUGGAGGUCGACGCCCCCUAGAUCCUGCUCCCUCUGAAGGUUUGUUCAUAAUUGUAAUUUAUAUGGUACAAGAUUUUGGCCAUAUCAUUGAUUAUUGAUGCACUUUAUUACUUUGUCUGUAAUCUGUUGAACAAUUGAACUAUAAAGAGUAAUGGGGAUAUUGCUAAGAAAAGCUUCAGUCAAAGCUAAGAAAAGAAAUAAGUUGGAUGAUACUCUUUUGUAUGAUUGUCUUUGUCAAAUUCAUUGAGCGGGAUAGUUUCUUUUAGGUGGAUGAGAAUGACAUAAUCGAGUGGAGCUGUUGUUUGGAGUGCACCCACCCGAACCACCGGAAGACACGAAGGAUAAGAGGCCUACGAAAGUGACCUUAGCUUGGUUGACACAACAUUUUGGUACACCACCUGGAGCGGAUGCUAAUGGCGGGACGGUUGCUAGGUUCGCUCGGGCAUGGCUAUGGCAUUUGAUCGCCGGGUUUCUAUUUCCUGAUUCGAGUGGGAACACAAUCUUAUGGAUGUGGCUAGAACUAAUUGGUCAAGACUAGGACAACAUUGCCACUUUCAGCUGGGGGAACGCAACACUUGGGUGGUUGUACCGUCAGCUGUGUGAUGCUUAUAGGCGGAGCAAAGAUAGUGCAAAUCUUGGUGGUUGUGCUUACCUAUUGCAACUGUGGAUGUGGGAGCGCCUUCCUGUUGGCCGGCCGGAGCGUUAUGCUCAUGGAGUUACGCCAUUAUACGAGGGAGAGGUUGUGGCUACAGUGGGUUGGUUAUGGAACAAUAUUGGUACCGUGCACGGUAAUCCAGGAAGGCGGUACAUAGACUACAGCAAUGCCCUUGAUUGCCUAAAUGCUGCACACGUUGAAUGGCAACCAUACAAUCGCAUGGAGGUGCAAAACAUGAAUCUUAGUCCGCAAUGCAUGAGGGAUAAUGAAUACUGGCGCUCAGUUUGCCCUCUUAUUUGCUAUUACAUUGUUGAGUACCACCUUCCAAAUCGGGUGAUGCGCCAAUUUGGAAUACUUCAGUCUUGUCCGCCUGAGUAUAUUAAUACUAGCCAUGAGUUGCACGCAACUGAUCGACGGAAGCAUCGGGGUGCCAAAAACUGGGAGGUGAAGCACCUUGCAUAUGUGAAUGCUUGGAAUGGUCGAGGCAACAACAUAGUUUAUGGUGGCCCUGUUCACCGUGAGGCCCAAUUCAAUAUAUAUUUGGACUGGUUGAAGCAAAACACACGGCUAAAGCUCAAGGCUGCAUUGGACAACACCCACAUCGAGGAUCUACCUUCGGACCCCGAAGAUGUCUUUGCCGAAUAUGAUGCUCACACGAGAAUGGGUACGCAGCCCGAGCGAGGACCCUUUGAAGACUACAUUGGGCAGCAACUUAGUCGUUUUGAUAACGAGGCGGGACAAGCGUUGAGGGUGCCAAUAGGAUCUCCGGAUGAGGCCACCGUGCUGAGGGGAUUCUUACAGAGGUUUAGACGGGGUUGCCGAAAAAUAGCAUUCAAACUGAACUGCAUAGAGGGACAAGGACAACCAGCGGCCGAUGAUGGUGAACCUUCCGGGUCACGCCAUCGCGGUACAAGAAGCACGAGUACUUCAUUGGGCACCUCAUCUACAGGUGGGACAUUAGCAAUGAGGACGUCGCAGCCGAUCCGGUGCUCUCAGUAUUAG
This is a messenger RNA of Panicum virgatum (switchgrass), 1684 nucleotides long. Its product is annotated as serine/threonine-protein phosphatase 7 long form homolog. Lineage: Eukaryota; Viridiplantae; Streptophyta; Magnoliopsida; Poales; Poaceae. The transcript is spliced from 7 exons. The record is from RefSeq and is a predicted model, not a curated record. The coding region runs from base 695 to 1684 and encodes 329 amino acids.